CACACACACACACCGCCACUGCAACGAAGACAGCUUGCUACUUACCCUGUUGACAUUUAGAAAUUCUUUAGAGAGAAAAGAAUGACUUAAAGAAGAAUGACUGUUAACUCUGAGUCCUGAACAGAAGGACCAAUACUAAAGAUCCUUUAAUGGUCCACGAGCCAUAGAUUGAGAAACUGUGAAGGGAAGCUGCAAUUACUUUAGUUCUGCAAUGAAAUAGCAAAAUUAUGCCAUUGAAAUAUAACAAGUAAAACAGGUUAGAGAACAUUCUACGAAAAAAAUGGUUUUGAAAUAAAAGUUUUAAAAUAAUAACUAAAUAAUUAAAAAAGUUGAUAUAAAGGCUCAUCCUGUUGAUCUCACUCCAAUUAUUGGAAGAAGAUCUCAGAUCAGUUUCCUUUGGUUUGUAGUCACUCCCAGGCUUUCAGGUAAUCACUUCCUUUUGCUACUGAACUAAAAGCUUCUCUACCCUCCUAAUGCCAUUUCCAUAACUGUCUACUGCAGCUUCAUCAGUAGAGCUUUUGCUUCAGUGGGUGAUGGAUGUUGAGCCUUAUUGUUCUCCUGGUAUGGAUUAGCCUAGCUCGCCUGGCUGACUGUGGUGUAACAAUUGCUUCCGUCCUGCUUGUCUCUGACGGAGGCAACCUGAUAGCGAAGUGAUUUCCUGCAGCAGAAAUUUAUGAGGUUCUGCAGAGAGUUGCAGCGGUAUUUCUGGAUCCUGCCGGCCCAUUGGUCUGAAGUGGCGCUGCUACCAUAAAGAGGUCUGGCUUUCCAGCUGAGGUGGCACUUCACACCAUAUAUACAUUUAUUGUUUGGGACUUGGCAGUAUCUCCCUCUUCUUCUGCUGCAGCUCCUUGUCCUCAUCACUCCUGCAGCUUGCUCCAUUCACUCUGCCAGGAAGCAGCAGUGAGAGGCACCUUUAGAUUUGCUUUACAGGUAGGACAACAGAGGAUCCUGAAAAUGCAUUUGACUGAAUAUUUUUUUAAAUUGUUGAACAAUGCAUGACACUUUGAUACAUGGUGAAAAGUGCCAGAUACUGAGAAAACGUUCAGCUUCCAUUCACAUAGAGACUUUUGGUCAGGAUGAGCUAAUUUAAAGUUUAUUGCUUUAUGUCAAAUAAAAUCAUUGCAUUUUAUUCUCAUUGCAACAAUUUUUAUUCUUGAUUGAAGUAUUCCUUUUGAUUCCUGCUUGGCGUUAAGUUUAGUAAGCCUGCUUCUGGACCCGGUUGGUGUCAGUAACUGUAUUGACCUUAAGAUGUUUGAAUCACUUGAACUGCUGCGACUCGCUGCUGUGAGCCACAUUUUUGUCCAGUACUGGUGUCUAUUUGUGCUCGGCCCUUCGGCUCACUGUUGCCAGUUCAGGCUCAGGUGAUAUGUCUUCCAUAAGGCCAGCUGUUUAGCACAGUGACUGAGGCAUCUGGACCCACCCAGCUAAAACUGGCUGCUUUGGGAGCCUGAUUGUAUUUAUUCUAAAACAUGUUCUCUUUCCUGCAGAGAGAUAGUUUGUGUGCCUAAAACUGUUUUCUCUGUCUGAACAGGGUGUGAAGAUCAAGCACAGCCAAAUGUCUGAGGGAAAGAAAAUGUCAUCGAGCCGCAGGCAUCAACUGAAGAGCCUGAUGCUGCAGAUUGCUACCAAAUGGCUCGAGGAGGAGAAGAAAUCAAUUGCAGCUGCAAAAGAGGCCUACCUUGCUGAAAACUGCCCACUGCCUGACCUCAGCGGAGACACAGCUGCCCUCACGGAAAUCUGCAAGCAGCUCCAUGCUGCCAUUGACAAGAUUGAUGAGGCGAGGUAUGAUGCAGAGGCCAAAGUUCAGAAGGCUGAUAAAGAGAUUGAGGAUCUGAAGCUGAAGGUGGUGGAUCUGGCUGGAGUGAAGAAGCCCGCCCUGAAGAAGGUGCGUAUGUCCGCCGACGCCAUGCUGAAGGCUCUGCUGGGCUCCAAACACACGGUCAACAUGGACCUGAGGGCCAACCUGAAGCAGGUCAAGAAGGAGACCAAAGAGGAGCCAACAGAAGCAAUCGGCGACUGGCGUAAGAACAUUGAGGACAAGGCCGACAGGAAGAAGAUGUUUGAGUCCUCCUGAAACUCUGCAGGACUGUGGCAGAUGAUAGCAGGGGAGACAGGUCUGACUGACGGGGUGCACCUCUGUGUCCCCUGUCAGGGCCCAGAGCGGAGCACUCUGUCUUGCUUUUCUAAUUGUCUGUGAGCACACUAUACUCCUGUGAGAGUAUAACUACUGGCUGAGAAACAUCACAUCAGAAUGUACCAGUUUUCAUGAAAGCAGUAGAAAUAAAUGUUUUGAAAUAUGA
Molecule: messenger RNA, 2300 nt
Organism: Xiphophorus maculatus (southern platyfish)
Lineage: Eukaryota; Metazoa; Chordata; Actinopteri; Cyprinodontiformes; Poeciliidae
Product: troponin I, fast skeletal muscle-like
Exons: 6
Coding region: 1556-2074 (172 amino acids)
Biological process (GO): muscle contraction
Cellular component (GO): troponin complex
Source: RefSeq, a predicted model, not a curated record